This is a messenger RNA of Nestor notabilis (Kea), 594 nucleotides long. Its product is annotated as transcription factor HES-1-like. Gene Ontology annotation, molecular function: RNA polymerase II cis-regulatory region sequence-specific DNA binding; DNA-binding transcription factor activity, RNA polymerase II-specific. Gene Ontology annotation, biological process: regulation of neurogenesis; anterior/posterior pattern specification; regulation of transcription by RNA polymerase II. NCBI's taxonomy places the organism in Eukaryota, Metazoa, Chordata, Aves, Psittaciformes, Psittacidae. Gene Ontology annotation, cellular component: nucleus. The record is from RefSeq and is a predicted model, not a curated record.
GCAGCGCUCAGCGCCGACCCCACCGUCCUGGGCAAGUACCGGGCUGGAUUCAACGAGUGCAUGAACGAGGUGACCCGGUUCCUGUCCACCUGCGAAGGGGUGAACACCGACGUGCGUACCCGCCUGCUCAGCCACCUCUCGGCUUGCCUGGGCCAGAUCGUGGCCAUGAACUACCCACCACCACCACCUCCACCACCACCUCCAGCCAGCCAGCCCGCACAUCUGGCACAGCAGCCCCUGCACGUCCAGCUGCCCCCCGCAGCAGCCGGAGCAGUGCCUGUGCCCUGCAAGCUCAACCCCGCCGAAGCCCUGUCCCCCAAGGUCUAUGGGGGCUUCCAGCUCGUCCCUGCUACCGACGGCCAGUUUGCUUUCCUCAUCCCAAAUCCAGCCUUUCCUCCCAGCUCCGGACCCGUUAUUCCCUUGUAUGCCAACACCAACGUCCCGGUGUCCGCAGAGCGGCUCGGGAAACGCAUCCGCCACCCCGUCAGCAUCCCCGGUGCAGGGAUUGACAUCAUUUGGGGGCAGAUUGUUCCAGCAUCCCAGGCGGGAAGUCCCGUUGGAGAGCGCAGUGAAUCCGUGUGGAGACCGUGGUGA